Pyrus x bretschneideri (Chinese white pear) is the source of this 387-nucleotide messenger RNA. RefSeq names its product receptor-like protein kinase FERONIA. The transcript is spliced from 2 exons. Gene Ontology annotation, biological process: protein autophosphorylation. Bases 1 to 387 code for a protein of 128 amino acids. Gene Ontology annotation, molecular function: transmembrane receptor protein tyrosine kinase activity; ATP binding. Gene Ontology annotation, cellular component: plasmodesma; plasma membrane. The record is from RefSeq and is a predicted model, not a curated record. Lineage: Eukaryota; Viridiplantae; Streptophyta; Magnoliopsida; Rosales; Rosaceae.
AUGGAGAGCAAUAUGGUUGUUAAGAGCUCCAUUAUUCACAGUGGUGCCAAGGGCUCCAUUAUUCACCGUGAUGUUAAGAGCUCAACCAUGUUAUUGGAUGAGAAAAUGGUGGCCAAGGCUUCGGAUUUUGGGUUGUCAAAAAUGGUUAUGACCAACACGUUCAAAACGCACAUCAGCACGGUGGUGAAAGGUAGUUUCGGGCCAGCUCUGCUGCAGACGGUUGAGACUAGGCAAACCAACCUCGCUAAGUGGGCCAAGAGUUGUCAUGAAGACGAGACACUUGACCAAAUCAUUGACCCAAAUGUGAAGGGUAAGAUUGACGUCGAGUGCUUGAACAAGUUCGUUGAGAUUGCUAUAAGUUGCUUACAUGAUAAAGGAAUCGAAUGA